Messenger RNA from Actinia tenebrosa (Australian red waratah sea anemone), 1290 nucleotides. RefSeq lists its product as uncharacterized. NCBI's taxonomy places the organism in Eukaryota, Metazoa, Cnidaria, Anthozoa, Actiniaria, Actiniidae. Gene Ontology annotation, biological process: protein phosphorylation; intracellular signal transduction; regulation of MAPK cascade. Gene Ontology annotation, molecular function: ATP binding; protein kinase activity. The record is from RefSeq and is a predicted model, not a curated record.
AUGCAGAUACCUGCAAACCGCAGUCAUGGCUUUUUGUCAGCACAAAUUAUCAUAAUUGAACCCAGUCUUCACUCAGAAGAUAAAGUCUUCCCUGUACAAAAGUUUCAUGUUGAAGAAGAAUGGCAAACAUAUUGGUCUCUGACAGAAUCGAUUCCAGCAGCAACAGAGGACAAACCAUCACAAACUACAGCAUUGUCAGUAGUUGUCAAACCAACCAACACUCAACAUGUAAUCCUUGCCUUGUUUGUUUUGUCGGUGCUUGCUGCUGUAUGCAUAGUCGUGAGGAUAAGAUGUGCACGUAUAAGUUCUAGUGGUGAUCCAUGUAGUCCCCAGGAGGUGUACGACACAUUUCCUAAACCACGCAGAUCGAUAUCCAUCAAGAGCACCAGUAAAUUGAGUGAAUCUGUUGAAACGUCUUGUAUGGAGCUACAAAUGGAUGCCUCUACUGUCAAUCUCUAUCGAGUCAUUUCUCGUUAUUACAAAGUUACAUCGAAACUGGGAGAAGGAACUUUUGGAGCGGUCUACCGCGCCGUUGACUUACAAACGUCUAAAGAAGUAGCUGUGAAGUUCCCGACCUGUCCAUCAUAUGCCCAAGAUGUCUGGGAUGAAGCUUGCAUAAUGAAAGAAUUGAAUCACAAGAAUGUACUUGAAGCAGUGAAUUCUUUUUACAACAACACAAGUGCUGCAUUAGUGACUGAACUCAUGGAUGGAACUCUGUCUCAACUGAAUGGAAAUAAGAAAUUGAGGGCGGGUCACUUGGCGGCUAUUUUUAGACAGUUGCUUGAAGGAAUAAGUUUCUUGCACCAUCAGAAACUCAUUCACAGAGACAUUGAAUCAUGUAAUAUUCUGGUGAGGAGAAAUGGAGAAAUCAAAAUAGCUGAUUUUGGAACCGCCAUUUACACGAAAGAUGUCGCACAUGAAUUCGGAUAUCAAGUGGGAACGGUAAACUGGAUGGCACCGGAAAUAAUAAAAGGACGACGAUACAGUGAAAAGGUUGAUAUCUGGAGCCUUGGUGUGGUAUUGAUCGAGCUCAUUGAUGGAAUGCCAUGUUAUGGAAGGCUGACAAAAGAGGAAAUAAUCUUCAAGUACAUAUUAAAAUACGGUGCAGUGUCCAAGAAAAUCUAUCGAUUUAAUAGCCUUUUAUUAUGUGACUUCAUGUCAGAGAUGUUAGCCCGCAAUCCACGUCAGCGGCCGAGUGCCAAAGAUCUUUUGAAUCACCCGUUCAUCCAACUGGUUGAGCCGGCCCCUGGGUUAGAAUCCCUGGCAUCACUAAUGGAGAUCUUAAUUUAA